This is a messenger RNA of Hordeum vulgare subsp. vulgare (domesticated barley), 1336 nucleotides long. RefSeq lists its product as uncharacterized. The transcript has a single exon. NCBI's taxonomy places the organism in Eukaryota, Viridiplantae, Streptophyta, Magnoliopsida, Poales, Poaceae. Bases 373 to 948 code for a protein of 191 amino acids. The record is from RefSeq and is a predicted model, not a curated record.
CUCUCUCCCGUGCACACCACUCCUCUCUCUCCCCCGUGCAGCUAACCCUAGCGCUCCCCGAACCAGAUCCCUCCCCUCCCCAUCCCCUCUCCGUCAUCCACCGCUGCUCGCCGCCAUCCACUGUCGCUUCCUCCUCUGGGCCUUCGACGCCAUCGGCCUCGGCGACCUGCUGGAUCUCGGGGACGAUCACCCAGCGCAGGACCACAUGCGGCUCGGCGACCACGCCGCCGCCGCGGAGGCGCUGCUGCAGUACCUCCUAAGUGGACGGACCCGCUCAGUGGCUGCCAUCGUCGCCUCGCCGGACAGAGCACCGUUGCCGCUGCCAUUCUCGUCGUCGUCGCGCACGCGCUUGACGAGGAUGAAGGGCGCGGCAUGCGGGAGGUCAAGAAAAAACCUAAAUCGCAGCAAGAAGGCGACGGUGACGGUGACGCGCCGAUGGGCAACGUCGAAAGCAGCGCCUGCCCCAGCCUGCCACCGCCGCGGCCUCAUAUACACGGGGUGCCUUCGCUGUACUACCACCAGUACCCGCUAGGGCGUCCGGGCACCGCCGCGCCGCCGCCGGUGUCGUUCCCCAUGCAUGUGGAGCGGCACAGGGCCGUUGCGGUGAGUGCUGGCGUCAACGUCAAGGGGCAUACCAUGCGGCUGGAGCUCAGAUUUUUUGUCGCAGCAUACCCUCCCCCAACCACCGCCGUCGUCGCCCUCGUCGCCGUCGUGUCCAAGGCCGUCCGUCGCCGCUCGCGGCGCCCGCAAUGUUGCGGGGGAUCCCGAAGCGGAGGCGCCAGCCGUCCCCUGUUGCCGCUGCGGGGGAGCAGAAGCUUCUUCCGAGCGAGCACGUCGAGCUUAGCGAAGUCGAAAUCCGCACCACCGUCAUCGCCGGGCGGGCCACGCAUUGCUCAUGCGCGCCUGGCUCGCCUGGGUUUGAUUUCCCGUGUCUCCCAUGUAGUCUAGUCUAGUGUGGUUGGCUUUGAACAGAGUCCUGCCUUCGUCAGAUGACCUGUGCUAAUGUGGUUAGUUUUGGUAGAACGCACCGGUGAUUGUUGUUUUGCGCGAUAAUCGUGUGCAGAUGGGAGCGAUUGAGAUGGCAUCUGUCUAAAUGAUUUAAGACUGUCGACACAAAUAGCAUGUUUGGGUCAAUCUGCGAUGAACUUCUUGUUAAGUAAUGGCGUUAGUUAGUGCAUGGUUGCGCCUGCAUGUGUGCCAGUCGCCUAAUUAGUCUGCCGAUGUAGUGACAUGCUAAAAGAUCCUUGCUUUGCUGGUAUACCCGCCUGGAAAAUUGUUCUCAAUCAUGGGUUCUUGGUUGUUGCUCGACUGACUGAAUGUUAUUAUUGGCCUCUCA